Meleagris gallopavo (turkey) is the source of this 1570-nucleotide messenger RNA. RefSeq names its product radial spoke head component 1 (gene RSPH1). Gene Ontology annotation, biological process: axoneme assembly; spermatid development. NCBI's taxonomy places the organism in Eukaryota, Metazoa, Chordata, Aves, Galliformes, Phasianidae. The record is from RefSeq and is a predicted model, not a curated record. Gene Ontology annotation, cellular component: motile cilium; nucleus.
UUCUCUGAUCUUCUGAUUCUCUGAUUUUCUGAUUUUAUGAAAAUGGGACGUGUAAAAUGCUGAGUAAGUCUCUUCCAUACAGCUAGUAUUACUGCGGGGCGGGGCCGUGCCCUCAGUACCCGGGACAGCAGGCGCGCCUCCGCCGGCCAUAACGGUAACGCAAGGCGCGUGCCCGGUUGCCAUCGUGACGGCUGCGACGCGGUGGCAGCAGCAUGUCGGACCUGAGCGAUGAGGAGGCUGAGGAGGAGGCCGAGGCUUAUUUGGGGGAGUAUGAUGGUGAGCGCAAUUCUGAAGGUGAACGGCAUGGACAUGGGAAAGCAGAGCUGCCCAAUGGUGAUAUGUACGAGGGUGAAUAUGAGCACAGUCUUAGAAACGGGCAGGGGACCUACAGAUUUAAAACUGGUGCCUGCUACAUUGGAGAAUAUCUUCAAAAUAAAAAGCAUGGCCAUGGUACUUUUUAUUAUCCAGAUGGAUCAAAAUAUGAAGGAAGCUGGGUAGAUGAUCAGAAACAUGGCUAUGGAGAAUAUACAUACGCAAAUGGAGACACCUAUGCUGGAGAAUGGUUUAACGACAAUAGGCAUGGACAAGGUACAUACAUCUAUAAAGAGACUGGAUCCAUGUAUGUUGGUGGAUGGGUAAAUGGAAUACAGGAAGGAGAAGCAGAGCUUAUCCACCUAAAUCACAGAUAUAGGGGCAAGUUUUUGAAUGGAAUUCCUGUAGGUCGUGGGAAAUAUAUCUUUGACAUUGGAUGUGAACAGCAUGGUGAAUACAUACAGUCAGAGGAGGAUAAAGGGAGGAAAGAAGAAGAAGAGGAGGACCCCUCUUUACUUGCUGCACCAAAGUGGAAAGUGACAGAAAUCACUAAAUUAAUACACUGGAUGCCCAACGUGGAAAAGGAACCUUCUCCCAGUGAAGGCCCCCCAGCAGCAGCAGCAGCAGCAGAGGCAGCAGCAGCAGAUGAAGCAGUGGAAGAAACAGCAGCAGAUGAAAAAGACAAAAUGCAAACAAAUGCAGUCAUUGACGAAUCUGCUGAACACAGGGAUGAUAUGCCUUCUCUUCAUAAAGUAUCCAGUGAAGUUUUCAGCCCAGCAAAGGAUGCAGAAGUAGAAGAUGAGGAAACAAGGGAAGAAGAAAAUGAAGAAGGAGAAGAGUACCAAGGAACUGCUAGCUUAGAAGAUGAGGAGGAAUCAGAGGAAGCAGAGUAACUGGAUACAACUAAAGACAAAUAUAGGCAGAAAAGGAAAUUGCAGAGUAAAUCAUUAGUUAAGGUAAACCUACAAUAUUUUUAUUCGUAUCUUUGUUAUUUUUUGAAUAAACAUUUCUGUCACUGUUCUGUCUGGAAUAUACCUCUCCAGAACUUUUACAAUCCCAGAGUGUGCCAUCUCAAGACCACUUAAUUCCAUAGCGGCAGGCAGUUGUUGAAUUCAGUAUUGGAUAAUUUUGGAUCUAUAAAGUUGAGUCCUCACACAUUCAUGGAAUCAAAGUUUUGAAACACUUGGCAUGAUAGUUCUAAGGCAGAACAUAUAUGCAUCCAAUAACUGACUGGACCACUUGUGCCUGUAGUAAUUAG